AUGUCCUAUGUUACUAAAAUUUUGUUAGUUUCUUGCGUGAUGCUAGUGCUACAGAGCGUUCUAACACAAAAUUUAACACGUCCACCUCGACCAACGCGUCCAACAAUAUCAACUCGUCCAACUCGACCAAUUAAUUCUACUCGUCCAACACGUCCAACUCGUCCAACACGUCCAACACGUCCAACUCGUCCCACUCGUACAACUCCACUACCUUGCAGUGCAGCUGUUAGAUGCUCAAAUGUGGAAGAUAUAGUUUGGGCUACAAGUGCUAAUAAAUGUUACGUCUUUCGUAAUGAGUGUCUCUUCAGAAAUGAAAACUGUCAACGUCAGAGUAGUAAUAAAAGAGUUCUGAGAAGUGUCACGAAGAGUCAAUGUCAAAAGAAGUGCGGUGAAAAUUGUACACGAAUCUUGCGCCAAAUUUCGAAUGAAUUUAAGUUCAGUUCAGAAAUAAAACUCGAAUCAGAACGUUGUGUUAAAAAGUUUUUUCUAAAAAUGCAGCAUUUCAAAAAAUAUUUAUUCGCUAUUGGAUUACUCUUCAAUGUGAUCCAUUAUAUCGAUGCAAAUAAUGACUCAACCAUUGAUAUAGCACCCGAACCGGUUCUAACCGGGUUUGCUUGCUUUGCAACAACUUGUCCUUCUGAUGGAAAGCCUGUGUGGUCAACUGAUGGCGUAGAAUGUUAUGUGGACACAAAUCUAUGCAAUCAGCAGAUACGUCAGUGUUUACGCAAAAUUAAUAAUGAACGUGAACUUACGCCAACAUCGAAAGAGAGUUGUCAAGAACGAUGCACACGGGCUUGCGCACGUCUAUAUGAGCCAAUUUGUGCUAAACGCAAUGGUGUUGAACGAACUUUUCCCAAUGAAUGUGUAUUGGAAAAUCAUAUUUGUAGGACUGGAGAAUUUUACUUCGAUCGUACACCAGGAAAGUGCGUCAAGACUGAAGUGAAAACACAAUAAUAUACAUUAAUAUAGAUAAUUAAAAUAAAUUUAAAAAAUUAAAUUAUAAUUAAAUAAUUAAUAUUCA
This is a messenger RNA of Teleopsis dalmanni, 1021 nucleotides long. RefSeq lists its product as uncharacterized. Gene Ontology annotation, molecular function: protein binding. The record is from RefSeq and is a predicted model, not a curated record. The transcript is spliced from 5 exons. The coding region runs from base 1 to 954 and encodes 317 amino acids. Lineage: Eukaryota; Metazoa; Arthropoda; Insecta; Diptera; Diopsidae.